Coffea eugenioides is the source of this 688-nucleotide messenger RNA. RefSeq names its product protein BRICK 1. Gene Ontology annotation, cellular component: SCAR complex. The transcript is spliced from 2 exons. Gene Ontology annotation, molecular function: protein-containing complex binding. NCBI's taxonomy places the organism in Eukaryota, Viridiplantae, Streptophyta, Magnoliopsida, Gentianales, Rubiaceae. Gene Ontology annotation, biological process: cell motility; regulation of actin polymerization or depolymerization; actin filament organization. Bases 208 to 468 code for a protein of 86 amino acids. The record is from RefSeq and is a predicted model, not a curated record.
CGCGACGAAACCAGCGAAGGUCAGCCCAGCCACCGUAAGUAACCCUUGCGCUGACGUCUCCUUUCCAGCAGGAGAUUAAUUAGGAAACGCAGAUCUCAUCUCAUUUCAUCAGUUGAGAGAAGAGAGAGAAGCUCAAGAAAGGAAAGCAGUUAAAGACAAGACUGAAGAAGAAGAAGAAGCGGUAGUAGUAGUAGAACUAGAUUAACAAUGGCAAGAGCUGGAGGAAUCACGAAUGCGGUGAACGUGGGGAUAGCAGUCCAAGCCGAUUGGGAGAAUCGGGAGUUCAUUUCCCACAUCUCCCUUAACGUCCGUCGCCUUUUUGACUUCCUCGUUCAGUUUGAGGCUACAACGAAAAGCAAAUUGGCGACUCUGAAUGAGAAGCUUGAUACGCUGGAGCGUCGUCUCGAAUUGCUCGAGGUCCAAGUUGGUAGCGCUACUGCCAAUCCGGCUCUCUUCACCCCUAAUUGAUCAUUCUUCCAUCUGUAUAUCAGUACACUACAUAAAAUUACGCAUUUGCCUCUAUGUAUGUAAGCAGUUUCUCAUUCGAUGCGGUUCUUUCCUUCAAGUGCUUACCUUGCUACUUUUCUGUUUAUUCCCGUGAGUAUACUGCUAGCAAUAUUUGCAUAUCCAUCCAUGUAUUAUUAUUAUUUGGUUAUAUAGGCAUUGCUAAUUGAGCAAUUUAUGAAAA